Molecule: messenger RNA, 3141 nt
Organism: Juglans regia (Persian walnut)
Lineage: Eukaryota; Viridiplantae; Streptophyta; Magnoliopsida; Fagales; Juglandaceae
Product: auxin response factor 4-like
Exons: 12
Coding region: 463-2829 (788 amino acids)
Biological process (GO): response to hormone; regulation of DNA-templated transcription
Cellular component (GO): nucleus
Molecular function (GO): DNA binding; protein binding
Source: RefSeq, a predicted model, not a curated record
GUUUUUUUUCUUUUUCUUUUUUUGUUGCCUUUUGUUUAUGUGCUUCCAAUGCAAUUGUCUAUGUCUGCUGCUUCUGCACCCUCUCUUCAGUGCCUGCAAAUGGGGGAGGAAUCCUACUUUGAAUUUCUCGUUAUUAUUUGAUACCCUUCUCUUUUCUUCUCAUCUUGUAGCCCUCUGGUUGGGUAUCCUUCCAAAUAUGACUUUCUUGUUGUUUUUCUAUCCAUCCGCUACAUUCCUCUUCUGUUUUCACUUUGUGGGUACCGCCUCAAAAAUAUGAAUUCCUUACCGUGAUUUGACCCCAUUUCCAAUUUUCUAUUGUUUCGGCUUUUGUUGUACCCUUCUUAUGGCCACUUGAUUACUCUCAUCCCCUCAGUUUCUAUUUUUCUUUUUAAUAUUUUGUUAGUGGUUUGUUAUUUUGGGUGUACACUUAUUCGGCCACCCAAGAACGGCAGGGAGGUGUUCAUGGAAAUUGAUCUGAACUAUGCAGUGACUGAGGUAGAGAAGAAUGCAUAUUGUAAUGGGGACUGUGGCAAGGGUGGUUGUGUUUGCUGUUUGUCGUCUUCAACUUCUUCAUGUUCUUCAAAUUCGUCUACAGCUCCCGUUUCCUCUUCAAUUUAUCUGGAGCUUUGGCAUGCUUGUGCUGGCCCUCUCACCUCUCUGCCCAAGAAAGGAAAUGUGGUUGUCUAUUUCCCUCAAGGUCACUUAGAACAGGCUGCCUCAUCCACUCCCUUCUCACCCAUGGAGAUGCCAAACAUUGAUCUCGAACCACAGAUCUUCUGCAGAGUUGUCAAUGUCCAACUACUCGCUAAUAAGGAGAAUGAUGAGGUCUACACACAGGUUACUUUACUUCCUCAGCCAGAGUUGGUGGGGAAGAUUUUAGAGGGCAAAGUGCUUCAAGAGUUGGGGGUGGAUGAGGAUGGAGGUGGAGGACCGCCUACAAAGUCUACUCCUCACAUGUUCUGCAAAACCCUUACCGCUUCUGAUACCAGCACCCAUGGGGGGUUCUCUGUUCCUCGUAGAGCUGCUGAAGACUGUUUUCCUGCUUUGGAUUAUAAGCAGCAGAGGCCCUCUCAAGAGCUUGUUGCUAAAGACCUGCAUGGGGUGGAGUGGAGGUUCCGACAUAUUUAUAGAGGUCAGCCAAGGCGGCAUCUGCUCACAACAGGAUGGAGUGUUUUUGUAAGCCAAAAAAACCUUGUUUCGGGGGAUGCAGUUCUCUUUUUGAGGGGUGAAAAUGGAGAGCUGAGGUUGGGAAUUAGAAGAGCUGUACGACCUAGAAAUGGUCUUCCUGAUUCAAUUGUUGGCAAUGAGAAUUCUUAUCCAAAAGUACUUUCUCUAGUAGCCAGUGCGCUAUCCACGAAGAGCAUGUUCCAUGUUUUCUACUGUCCAAGGGCAAGUCAUGCAGAGUUUGUCAUAUCCUACCAAAAGUAUGUCAAAAGCAUCACCAAUCCUGUAACAACUGGAACGAGAUUCAAAAUGAGAUUUGAAAUGGAUGAUUCACCAGAAAGAAGGUGCUGUGGUGUAGUCACUGGAAUAAGUGACUUAGAUCCCUACAGAUGGCCCAACUCUAAAUGGAGAUGUUUGGUGAUCAGAUGGGAUGAAGAUAUUGCAAGUGAUCAUACAGAUCGAGUUUCCCCAUGGGAAAUUGAUCCUUCUGUUUCUCUCCCGCCGUUGAGCAUUCACUCUUCACCGCGGCUUAGAAAACUGAGGACAAGUCUACCAAUAAUCCCACCUGCCAACCCGAUCACUGUGAGAGGGGGUGGGUUUUUGGACUUUGGGGAGUCUGUAAGAUCCCCUAAGGUCUUGCAAGGUCAAGAAAAAGGUUUCAGAUCGCCCUUCUAUGGAUGUGAUACUGUAAACCACACACUGGAUUUUGAGAUGCGAUCCCCUGCACAUCAAAAUCAAUCGUCGAUUGGGAUAGGAAAGUCUAAUAUUGGUGAGUUUUUGAAGAUCCAUCCCACCACUUACUCAGGCAUUGCGGAAUUUGAUAGAUUUCCGAAGGUCUUGCAAGGUCAAGAAAUAUGCCCAUUACGAUCGUUGACAAGAAAAUCUGAGUUUAGUUUGGAUGCUUGGGGAAAACCAAAUCCUGGUUGCAAUCCUUCCAACAUGUAUCAAGAACCAAAAUCCAAUUUUUUCCCUCUGCAAGCAGAGACUAUUCAAAGCUUAUAUCUUCCCUAUAAUGACUUCUACCAAGCUGGCCAAAAUCCCAAAAUGCUCUCUCAUGCAACUAACGUACCAAGAGAAAAUGUCUCAUUCAACCCAUCUUCUAUUCAGACAGGGGUUAUGAAAAAUGAAUUUGGACUGCAAAAUCUACAAAAUGAACGUCAGCCGGCUGAAAAUGUGUCCACUGCCCCCAUUUCAGGGACAACUAUGAGAAAUCCAAAAGAUGAAAAAUUUAAUGGGAAUGUGGCUGGCUGUAAACUUUUUGGGAUUUGCCUGACUGGGAAAACUCCAAACUUGCAAAUUUCUGGUAAGAGGAGUUGUACUAAGGUUCACAAGCAAGGGAGCCUAGUAGGAAGAGCCAUUGAUCUCUCAAGACUGAAUGGAUACAGUGACCUGCUUAGUGAACUAGAGCGGCUGUUUAGCAUGGAGGGCCUUCUACGAGAUCUGGAUAAAGGAUGGCAGAUCUUGUACACCGACAGCGAGAAUGACGUGAUGGUCGUUGGGGAUGAUCCAUGGCAUGAGUUCUGUGAUGUGGUUUCCAAGAUCCAUAUAUAUACCAAAGAUGAAGUAGAGAAGAUGACCAUUGGAAUGACCAGUGAUGAUACUCAGAGUUGUUUGGAACAAGCACCGAUGGUAAUGGAAGCCUCGAAAUCUUCAUCAGUGGGUUAGCCAGGUUCUUCACCAACAGUGAUUGGAGUUUAAGUAUGAGUAUUGUCUUAAUUAUCAUUUAUGCUUCCUACGUUUGUAUGUGAAACUUAUGGACACCUGCAUCUGGUUACUUAUCUCCUGUCUAGUGAGCUCUAAGUUCAGUGGCUGCCACUGACAACAGGACAUAUAGAAUAAGUUCAGAGCUGUGUUUCUCCUCAUGGAUAUGUAGUGCUAUUACCAAUAAUGAGUGUAGCUUGCUCUAGUUGGUUUGUGUUGUAUACAAUUAUUGGUUUGUGGCAUUGUGUGAAAAGUAAAGCAGUUGUUUGUCCAUCA